GUUAUUUUGGAGUCAAUGAAUAAGAUAGAUCCCCCCGUGCAACUGGAUAAUCAAGCGACUGCUGAGAGUAAAGAGUAUCUUCUUACAGAAACUCAGUCACCAGACUUUGAUUACCCCCAAAGUUUUUGCCAAUUAUUAGUGAUGAGUAAACUUGAGAAAAAAUUUGAAGAGUUUUUGCCAAAUACCGGUGAUGAAAUCGUAGAAUUGUGGGAAAUCACCGAUGACAGUAAAUGUUUCUCCUAUAAAUUUGAUGCGGUUCCGAAAAACUUUAUUUCUCCAGCAUUCGUUUGGGAACUAGACUGGGCUGAUUGGAAUGAUCUAAGGGUGAGCUGCGUAGGCAUAGCUUUAUCAAGAGCUUGUACUAUUGCACUGCAUCAUGAAAAUAAUGUCGCAGACUCCCAUAAGGUCGUACUAAAAUGGUUUCAAGGAAAGACGUGUAACUAUAGAGGUUGGAUUUUUCAUCUGGAUUACUUGAGUAGCUUGGGUUUGGAUCUUUCCAAUCAGUGGCUUAUAAAUGAACAUCCUGGGUGGACAGAAAACUUUUCGGAACUGCAGCAGAUUUAUUCAGCGAAUACUAGCUUAAAAGGACAACACGUAACUCAGAAUACCGGCCGGUGGUCCUUAGUUCUUAUCAGUCCGACUAGCUUAAUAUUUUAUGACCACGUUAUAAAGUGUUGGAGCGAUCGGGGUGUACAGACGUGUUUUGAGCGAAACUUCCAAAGAAGUAGGGAUUUGACAGCAAAUAAUUUUAGUUUCUUGGACAAAAUAGCAAUGAUCCGGCGGUCGGAUUAUAUUCCUUCUGAACAGGAUAUUUUGCGAUGUCGUGUUAUGACUACCGGUAUUUUUGAAACAAAAUUUGAAGUAGACCGAGUCAGAUUCCAUGUAUGGGGAUCAUUCAAUCAUGAUAACACCUUUGAAAAACCUUCAAAUAGUUUACAGUUUUUGAGGUUUUCGAUGGACUUUGUUCAAACCAACCUUCAAGGACUUCGCAAAUCGUUAGUUAAACAUACACGCUAUACUGGGAGAAGACAGGCUUUCAGUUUGAGAGAAAGUUAG
Molecule: messenger RNA, 1056 nt
Organism: Enterobius vermicularis (human pinworm)
Lineage: Eukaryota; Metazoa; Nematoda; Chromadorea; Rhabditida; Oxyuridae
Source: the annotation of a GenBank genome assembly